Brassica napus (rape) is the source of this 1494-nucleotide messenger RNA. RefSeq lists its product as uncharacterized. The record is from RefSeq and is a predicted model, not a curated record. NCBI's taxonomy places the organism in Eukaryota, Viridiplantae, Streptophyta, Magnoliopsida, Brassicales, Brassicaceae. The coding region runs from base 325 to 1152 and encodes 275 amino acids. The transcript is spliced from 4 exons.
UUCGUUCAUCUCAAUUGUAUUAGUUAUGAACCGGAUUGGUUUUCAGUAAACCGAACAAUAUAGAACUCGAGAUUGUGAACCACGAGAUUUAACGGUCAAUGUACUAUUCCCACGUUGGUUCAUAAUAUCGUUUCAAGUAGCGCGCUCUAUUUAUUUCCUAAAAGAGAAAGUGUUACCUACUACACACAUAUAGCUGAGAAGAGAGGGGUAAAUCUAUUUGUAAAAAAAAAAGAAACCAGAUUGAGUAAUUCUUGCACUCUCUCGUCUUCCUCUUUCGCUUCGAGAUAAUACUGUAUAUCCCUGCGUAGAGAUCAGUCGAGAAAGAUGGGAGGAUUCUCUACGAAGAAGAUGAUGUUUCAGCAGCUUCUUACUUCAGUCCUGUUGCUUCAUCUCUUGAUCUCGUCUUCUUCUGGUGCACUAGUUAACUCAAGUGAGAACGGAGUAUGUAUUUCUAAAAGGGGACGACCAUACGAGUUAGAAGGAAAGCUUCCCAAGCCUGGUGAUCUAAACCUGUGUAAUGCCUCCCAUGACAAGACUUGCUGGUCUGCUUCAUUAGCUCUCCAAAACCUAGCUACGCAUGGAGAAGCUUCUAAAGAUUGCUUCUACUUCUAUGAUCUUUUGGAAUGUUCAAUCUGUCAUCCAGAUGUUGGAGUUCAAUCAGAACGUCUCCGCAUUUGUGCCUCCUUCUGUGACAGAGUCUUCGAGGCUUGCUCAGAUGCCUACUUUAGUACUAGUGAUGCUAGUAAUCAGGUUAUAGUACCGUGUGGAGCAAGCAAUGGUAUCAUCUGCGUGAAAGUUUUCAAGUGGGGGACUAAUGGCACAUCCUUUUGUGAAGCAGUGGGUUUCACUGUUGAUCAAACAGCUGAUGUUUCCGCUUGUUACGGAAGCAGCAUAUCAAGUUUUGGACCAGCGGUGAAGUCACUCAUAAAGACUGAGAAUGUUGGUUGGUUUCAAGAUCUCAAGAAGCUAGUUAGAGAGAUGACACUGGUCCAACAGUUCUCUUGGGUUGUAACACUUAUUGUACUAGGAAAAAUGCUCUUUAACAGGUGGCGUUAUCAGCAGCAGAUGCGAGCUAUGAUCCAGAGGGAUGCGAGAAGAUUGAUAAGAUACAUGAAUGGGAGGAUUUGUAAUUCAAAUUUUUUAAUAGAAUAGCAUUCAAACUUCUAAAUAAGCCUAUAAUCAUAUGAAAUAGAUAUUUCACUGCUAUAUUUUGGGUAAAAGAACUCAUUAGGGAGUUUUGGGGACAUAACAAAUUGUAAACCAAACAGUUUUCAUUAGCAUCAUGUUAUUACUAUUCCAUAAUGCAGUAUCCUCCAGUUUAUUAUUGUUGAGAUAAGCUUGGAGAAAGCUUGAGAGUCAAGCUACCUAUUCCUAUUUGGUUUAUGAUCUUAAGAGAUAAGGAUCAUAUUAGAUUGUGUGAUACUAUUAGGAAUAGGAAAUAUAAAGUCUCUAUAUAAAGACUAAGUCGAGUAAUGGCAUUAGUCACGAGUUGUG